This is a messenger RNA of Glycine soja, 3633 nucleotides long. RefSeq names its product flowering time control protein FPA-like. Gene Ontology annotation, molecular function: RNA binding. The coding region runs from base 179 to 3175 and encodes 998 amino acids. Lineage: Eukaryota; Viridiplantae; Streptophyta; Magnoliopsida; Fabales; Fabaceae. The transcript is spliced from 6 exons. The record is from RefSeq and is a predicted model, not a curated record.
GGAACCGCAUAAAUAUUAUUUUUAAGUGAUUUUUAACCGUUCUCUCAUCAAAAAAUUCAUUCAUUCUCUCUUCUAGGGUUUCUUCCGCUCCCAAAACAAUUUCGCCCCCAACCUCUUGGUCCUCUUCUCUUCUGUCUUCAAUUUUCGUUGCAUUCGCAGGCGAACUUCUCCGUUCCCAAUGCCGCUUCCGGCGAAACCGAUGAGGGAUUUCGACGAGUCGGCUCCUCCGUCGAACAAUCUGUGGGUGGGGAAUCUGGCGGCGGACGUCACCGACGCCGAUCUGAUGGAGCUCUUCGCCAAAUACGGCGCACUCGACAGCGUGACGUCAUACUCCGCUCGCAGUUACGCGUUCGUGUUCUUCAAGCGCGUCGAAGACGCCAAAGCCGCUAAGAACGCUCUCCAAGGAACCUCUCUCCGCGGCAGUUCCUUGAAGAUUGAAUUUGCCAGACCGGCAAAGGCUUGUAAACAACUUUGGGUGGGUGGUAUUAGCCAAGCUGUUACAAAGGAAGAUUUGGAAGCUGAAUUUCAUAAAUUUGGUACAAUUGAGGAUUUUAAGUUCUUCAGAGACAGAAAUACUGCAUGUGUUGAAUUUUUCAAUUUGGAAGAUGCUUGUCAGGCUAUGAAAAUCAUGAAUGGGAAACGAAUUGGUGGGGAGCAUAUUCGUGUUGACUUCCUUCGUUCACAAUCUACAAAAAGGGAUCAGUUGCUUGAUUAUGGGCAGUUUCAAGGAAAAAACUUGGGGCCUACUGAUGCUUAUUCUGGACAGAAAAGACCACUGCAUUCACAGCCUCCAAUGGGGAGAAAAGGCGACAGUCAACCAAGUAAUAUUUUGUGGAUUGGUUAUCCGCCUGCUGUUCAGAUUGAUGAACAAAUGCUUCACAAUGCCAUGAUUUUGUUUGGUGAAAUUGAGAGAAUCAAGAGUUUCCCUUCGAGAAAUUAUUCUAUUGUUGAGUUUAGAAGUGUUGACGAAGCUCGACGUGCAAAAGAGGGCCUUCAAGGACGCCUUUUUAACGAUCCUCGAAUAACAAUUAUGUAUUCCAUCAGUGACCUAGUACCUGGCAGUGAUUACCCUGGCUUUUUUCCUGGAAGUAAUGGACCGAAACCUGAUGUAUUGCUGAAUGACCAUCCAUUUCGACCAUUACAAAUGGAUGCAUUUGGUCAUAAUCGUCCAAUGGGUCCAAAUAAUUUUCCUGGACAGUUACCACCUAGUGGUAUUAUGGGACCAAACAUACCAAUGCGACCUUUUGGUCCUCACAGUGGUGUUGAAUCUGUUAUUUCUGGCCCUGAGUUUAAUGAGAUUAAUGCGCUCCACAAAUUUCAGGAUGGUAGCUCCAAGAGUAGCAUGGGUCCAAACUGGAAAAGGCCAUCUCCUCCUGCACCAGGGAUGCUUUCUUCUCCUGCACCGGGUGCUAGGCUUCCUACAAGAUCAACCUCGGGUGCAUGGGAUGUGCUUGACAUAAACCAUAUUCCAAGAGAUUCUAAACGUUCAAGGAUAGAUGGACCCUUGCCUGUUGAUGAAGGCCCAUUUCCUUUGAGGAAUAUAGAUGAUCGGGGGUUAGCUCUAGAGCAGACAUAUGGGAUUGACCCAGCUAUUGAUGGAGGUGGUUCUGGUCCAUAUGUAAACAUUCAAGGAAAGAGUCACCUUGGUCCAGUUAGCUCAAGGAUUACAGCUGGAGUACAUGGUGUCGCCCAACCUGAUAUUGAUCAUAUUUGGCGUGGAGUUAUUGCAAAAGGGGGAACUCCUGUUUGCCGUGCUAGAUGUGUACCAAUUGGGAAAGGAAUUGGGACUGAGCUUCCUGAUGUUGUUGAUUGCUCAGCUAGGACGGGAUUGGAUAUACUCACAAAACAUUAUGCUGAUGCAAUUGGUUUUGAUAUUGUUUUCUUUCUGCCUGAUAGUGAAGACGAUUUUGCUUCAUAUACCGAGUUCCUUCGCUAUCUUAGUGCGAAAAAUCGUGCUGGUGUUGCCAAAUUUGUUGAUAACACCACCUUAUUCUUGGUGCCUCCUUCUGAUUUUCUCACAAGAGUUUUGAAAGUCACUGGACCUGAGCGUCUGUAUGGUGUGGUUCUUAAGUUUCCACCAGUGCCAAGUAGUGCACCUAUGCAACAACCAUCACAUUUGCGUGUACCAACUACUCAGUAUAUGCAGCAGAUUCCUCCUUCGCAGACUGAAUAUGGUUUGAUUCCUGUAAAAGAGGAACAUAUUUUACCAAUGGAUUAUAACAGACCGUUGCAUGAGGAUUCCAAGCUUCCUGCUAAACCAGUCUAUCCACCAACAGGUGGCCCCCCUCCAGUUCAUUCUGGGCCUCCAGAUUAUGCUCCUAAUAAUACUGUUGCUGGGUCCCAAGCUGGAGUUGCAUUAACACCUGAGCUAAUUGCAACUUUAGCUUCUUUUCUUCCUACAACUACACAAUCACCUGCCACUGAUGGUGCCAAGUCAGCUGUAGGUUCCUCGACCAUGAAGCCUCCAUUUCCUCCCAUGACACCAAAUGAUGGAAAUCAAUCUCAUUUAUGGAAACAGGAUAAUCAAAUUGCAGAUCAAUCCACUCAUCCUCCUCAACAGUUGAGGAGCAUGUAUAACAUUCACAAUGCUCACUAUCAGCCCUAUCCACCAGCAUCUGCUCCUUCUGGCAAUCCUUCUCAAGUGGUCUCUGGCAGUUCUCAUAUCCAAGAUACUGCUGCCAGCAUGCAGCAGCAAGGUGCUGUUUCAUCAAGACACAUGCCUAAUUUCAUGAUGCCUACUCAAAGUGGACAGGUAGCUGUAUCCCCCCAUGCCAGUCAGAAUUAUCAAGUUGAGGUCUCCCCCAGCAAUCAGAAAGGUUUUGGAGUGGUGCAGGGAACAGAUGCCUCUGUUUUAUACAAUUCUCAGGCUUUCCAGCAACCUAAUAACAAUUCUCUGGCUUUCCAACAACCCAAUAAUUCUUUUGCCUUAUCUAAUCAAGUUAAUAGUACUAAUGCUUCACAGCAGCAAACUGCCAUGCCAUAUACAGUGGACCAGGUAAACCCGGACACCCCCAAUCAGCAACUUCCUAUGUUUGGAGUCAGUCAAGGACAAACAGAGGUAGAGGCUGAUAAGAAUCAGAGAUACCAGUCAACGUUACAAUUUGCUGCCAAUCUUCUUCUCCAAAUACAACAACAACAGCAACAAGCCCCAGGAGGACAUGGGCCAGGACAAUGAGAAUUGUUUUCUGUAAUGACCGUGCUUAGGGAGGAGAUACAUGGUCGUACACGACGAAGGUGACGGCGACUUGGCGAUUGUUCGACGGCCAUUUUUAUUUAAUUGAACUAGCUCUUUUAUCACCAACUUACUCUUUCCUUUUAACAUCUCUGCUCUCUACAAUCUACAAAGGUGUAAGGUUGGUUUUUGAUUGUUGUUACUGUUUAAUGUAUAUAACAAUUUUCAUCUGAUGUCGUUCUAACUGGAAUACAUGUUUUUUUUGGGCUACCUACGAGACGUGUGAGAAAAAUUGCAUCCGACUGUGGGUCCAAUUAUGACUAGAAUAUUUCGUUUUUGUUAAAUUGUUUUGUCGUCGUGUCACUUUGGGUUGGGAAGGGAAUCGCAUGAAUGCUGCUAGGUUGUCCAAAAUAGUGCAAGUAAAUGUUUGAAAAUCGAAAAGGUACUAUGGUUCGUUCAAA